Cervus elaphus (red deer) is the source of this 2032-nucleotide messenger RNA. RefSeq names its product small integral membrane protein 20-like. Lineage: Eukaryota; Metazoa; Chordata; Mammalia; Artiodactyla; Cervidae. The transcript has a single exon. The coding region runs from base 1505 to 1708 and encodes 67 amino acids. Gene Ontology annotation, biological process: mitochondrial respiratory chain complex IV assembly. The record is from RefSeq and is a predicted model, not a curated record. Gene Ontology annotation, cellular component: mitochondrial inner membrane.
CAGCAGCCAGCCAUACUUUGGGGCUUUUUUGGAACCUUAUUUACAGUUGUAUUGAUGACAUGGUUUUGUCUCAAGCCUGUAGUCACAAAGACUCUAUUAGGUCGUUAUCUUGGGCAGAAAGAACUAGAGAUAUAUGAAUGAUUGGAUGGUUUUCAUUAUUUUGGUCACAUAAUACCAGUAUAGGUCAUUGUCCUAUAGAAUUUGGACAGUAGAUGUUUUUUAAUGCUGUUUAAAGAAACUGCUUAGGAAAUCUUUUUGCAGGGACUACUUGAAAAGGGUGCAGAAAAAGCCAAAGCAAUCUUUGAAAGAGAAUGAAUUUGAAAGACCUGAUUUUAAGGCUUAUAAAGUAAUAGUAAUCAUGACAGUGUGGUUAUUGUUAUAAAGGUAGACUAGUAGAUUCUGACAAUAGAGUCCAGAAAUAGACCUCAGUAUAUUACAGUCAGUUGAUAUCAGCCAAGAUAUUAAGUUAAUUCAGUGGGAAAAGGAGUCUUUUUACAAAUGGUCCUAGAACAACUGGAUGUAUAUAUGGGAAAAAAGUGACCCUCAACCCGUGUCUCACUCUUUACACAAACAUUAAUUCUAUAUGGAUCUUGGACUUAAAUGUAAAACCCAGAACAGUUUCCAGAAGAAACUAUAAAAGAAUAUUUUCAUGACUUUGGGAUCAGGCAAAGAUUUCAUAGAGCAACAAAAAAUGUUAAAUUGAACUUUAUCACAUUAAGAAACUUCUGUUCAACAAAAGACAACAUUAAGAAAAUGAAUUAAAAAAAAAAAAGAAAAUAAAUAGAUAAAUCACAGAUUGUAUGCAGAAUAUUUAAAGUACUCCUUCCAAAGAAAAACAGAAAGAUAGUCUCCUACAAAUCAACUUGAAGAGGCACCUCACAAAAGAAAAUAAUUAUAAAUGCUCAAUAAACACAUAGAAGAUGCUUGACACCUUUAAACACUAGGAAACUGUAAAUUAAAGGCACAGUAAGAGUAGAAUAGUAUAACCACUUUUAAAAACAGUCUAAGGAAUCUCCCCAGUGGCCUAGUGGUUAGGAUUCUGCGCUUUCACUGCCGUGGCCCAGGUUUAGUCCCUGGUCAGGGAACCUAGGUCUCACAAGCUGUGUGGUGCAGCCAAAAGGAAAAAGAAAAUAGUAUAGUAGUUCCUUUAAAGGUUAAACAUAGAGUUGCCAUGUGACUGCAAUUCUACUCUUUGGCAUAUACCCGAGAGAAAUGAAAAUAUAUGUCUAUACAAAACUUCUAAACCGAUGUUCAUAGCAGCAUUAUUCAUAAUAGUCAAAAUGUGGCAAUAAUGCAAAUACCUGUCAACUGAUAAAUGGAAUAACAUGAUAUAUCCAUAAAAAGAUGUAUUAUUGAGCCAUGAAAAGGAAUGAAAUAUUGAUACAUGCUAUGAAGUGGAUGAACCUCCAAAAUAUUAUGCUAAGUGCGUCACGGCCCAGCCAGCGGGAGCCGGGUUUGGAGAGUCCCAGGCAUUCGGAGAAUCCGGGUAGCCCUGGCUGGAGCGAUGUCCUGGAACCUGCGCACUGCUCUCAUUUUCGGCGGCUUCAUCUCCCUAAUUGGCGUCACCUUCUACCCCAUCUACUUCCGGUCCUUAAUGCGGCUAGAGGAGUACAAGAAGGAACAAGCCAUUAAUAGAGCUGGUAUUGUUCAAGAAGACGUGCAGCCACCAGGGUUGAAAGUGUGGUCGGCUCCAUUUGGCCGGAAAUGAGAAGACUAACACCACCUCUAAUGAUGCAAGUAGACAGACAUGCUUCCAGUUCUGCAGCAAGUGCAGUAAGUCACCUGGCUGGAGAACAGUGGCUGAGCAGAAAACUCUAGAAGGCCAUAAAGAGUCCUGUGCAUGAGGAUUAUGUCCCUUCUUAAAAGAACCCUGGAACAAAUCAUACUGUUAGGAGGGUUUUCAUGAUUUGGUUUCCUUUCUAAAAAUGAAGCUGUCUCACUCAGCUGGGCUUGAAGGCUAUCUACAUAUUAUUCAGUCUCUACCUCUUAGCCAGCCAUGCUGUGAUAUGCAUACAAGCAACCAGUAGACUGG